Clunio marinus is the source of this 575-nucleotide messenger RNA. The record is from the annotation of a GenBank genome assembly. Lineage: Eukaryota; Metazoa; Arthropoda; Insecta; Diptera; Chironomidae.
GUUUUUUUCGUUCCUUUUUCAAAUUUCUUACUGCUAUUAUCGGCUAACCCACUACAGGCCUUUUCAAUCAUUUCUGCGUUCUGAUUUUCUUGAAAAAUCAACAAGACAAAUUUUGGAUUUUUCCAUAUUAAAGUUGGUUAUUGCAGACUCAAAAAUAUCAUGUCUUACGUUGGACGCCGUGGUCCUUUAGUAGCUUCUGCUAUUGGAAGAUGGGCAUAUAACUUGUCUGGAUUUAAUCAAUACGGUUUACAUCGUGACGAUCUCUUGUAUGAAGAUGCAAACGUCAAAGAAGCAAUUCGUCGACUUCCACAACAUCUCUACGAUGAAAGAACUUUCCGUAUUAUACGUGCACUGGAUCUUUCGAUGACAAAGACUAUUUUACCUAAAGAUCAGUGGACGAAGUAUGAAGAAGAUUAUAAAUAUUUGGAACCUUACUUGAAGGAAGUCGAGAAGGAGCAAGAAGAGAAAAUGAAAUGGAACACAACAAAAUAAAUUAAACUUAAAGUGUAAAGCUUAAAUGCAAUGGUUAGAUGAAUAAAUUAAUAAAUCAGAAUACUGUGUCACUACAUCAAAAA